AGGGGUAUUCUGGCUGUUCCUAUCAGGAAAAGGGGUAUCCUGGCUGUUCCUGCAGCCAAGGGGUGGAAGGGAUGGGGGUCUCUGGCUGCCUGCGGAGCUCAGCAGCUCUCUGGCACUCAGGAUUCCGUCUCCAGCUGAUGAGGAUGGAUGGGGGAACGGGGCAGUGGAUGCGGCUGGGCUGGAGGCUCCCGGAGCCGCAGCAGCCUCAGGUUGAGCUGUCCCUGUCCCUGUACCGGGAAUGGCCAUCCCGGGAUAAGCCUGUACCGGGAAUAUACCGGGAAUGGCCGUCCCGGGCAUCGCAGCUCCGCGGUGCUCGGGCUCCCUGCCGUGGCCGAUCCCUUCCAUCGCCGCCGCCUCGCAGAGAGCCGGGAAGCCUUUCAGGAGAUCGCAACAUGGAAAUAAUCCCAGUCUGGUAUAAAAACCGGGACGAGCUUCAGGCUGGGCAUGGGCAGGAAUUCCUCCAUGGAAAGGUUGAACCAUGGGCAGGGGCUUGGGCCGGGACCUGCCGCUUUCCCGCCAAAUUACAGGCUCAUUUACAUAACCACGCCCGUUAAUUUGAAUAUCACCUCAGUUUGUAUUUGCAUAACUCCGCCCCUCGUUCGCAUCGCCACGCCCACCCGCGGGUGCCGCGUCGGGCGCGUUCCCCUGGCAACGGCGCCGCGGGUUCGAGCCCGGCCCCGGCGGCUCCCGCUGCCCCUCGGUGUCCUCCGGUGUCCCGUUUGUGUCCUCUCUGUGUCCCUUCUGUGUCCCCUCGGUGUCCUCUCUGUGUCCCAUCUGUGUCUCAUUGUGUCCUCUCUGUGUCCCCUCGGUUACCCCUCUUGUCCCGUCUGUGUCCCUUCCGUGUCCCCUCUCUGUCCCCCCGGUGUCCCCCGGCCAUGCUGCGUGACAAGGACACGGAGGAGGAUUUCCAGCGCUUCCUGCGCCGCGUGGACGAUGUCACCAAUUUGCUGCAAGGGCUGAAGUCCCCGGACUCGGCAGUGCAGGAAAAAGCCAUCGCUGAGACAGAGAGAAGGCUCCGAGAGCAAGGGGCCGGCAGGGAGGAGGAGGAGGAGGAGGAGGAGGAGGAGUGCAGGACCACGGUGAACAGAACGCUCAUCAACCCUUCUGGCACGCCGAGGGUGCAGGCAGCAGAUGCAGAUGGUUUCCUGGCAGCUUUGGAGAAGGAUGCCAAGGAGCGAGCCCGGAGGAGGAGGAGGAAUGAGAAGCUGGCAAACGCCCUGAAGGAGCAGGGCAAUGAAGCCUUCAGGGCAGGAGACUUUGCCCUGGCCAUCCAGAGGUACUCGGAGGGGCUGGAGAAGCUGAGGGACAAGCAGGAGCUCUACACUAACAGGGCCCAGGCCUACCUGAAGCUCCAUGAGUAUGAGAAAGCCAUCAGUGACUGUGAGUGGGCAUUAAAGUGCAAUAAGAACUGCCUUAAAGCCUAUUUCCUCAUGGGGAAGGCUCACCUGGCCCUGCAGCACUUCUCUGAGUGCAGGCAGUGCUAUGAGAAGAUGCUGCAGAUUGAUCCCCAGAAGGAAAACCUCUUUAAAGAGUGCAUGGAGCAGGCCAGGCUGGAGGAGCAGAGGCUGAGGGAGGAGCAGAGGGCCCAGAGGGAGCUCCAGGCCGGGAGUGUGGCUGCUCUGUCCAUCCAGGAGCUGCUGCAGAGCAUCAGCAGCCCUGGCCACCACCUGCCCUACUACACAGGGGCCAUCAGCCUGCUGGCAGCAGCUGUCAGCACCGGCUCUGGGCAGACGUUCUUCAGGACAAACAAUGGCUUCAGUAUCCUGAGCAGCGAGGCUGUCAGAGGGGCCUUCUGUGCAGAGAGCAAAAGCCCUGCUGAGGAGGAGCUCUGUGUUUCCCUCCUGCUCCUGUGGCAAGCUGCCUGUGCUGGCAAUGAGGAAAAUCAGCGUGUGCUGCUGGCGCAGCCCGAGGUGGGUGCCCAGCUGCCAGAGCUGCUGUCCCGUGGCACUGCCCAGAUCCAGAGGGAGGCCCUGGCACUGAUCUCCCUCUACUCUGAGCACGAGGGGGGCCGCAGGCUGCUGGGCAGGCAGGACCUGAGCAGAUGGCUGCAGAUUUUGAUGGCAUUUGUCAAGUGCACUGAUGCAAGGGCUGAGAGUGCCAUGAACAUCCUGUCUGACUUAAGUGGGGAGGAAAGGUUCCAAGCCCAGUGUCGGGCCACGUUCUCCACGGCUGUUUCACCUUUAUUCACCCAGCUGCUGGUGUGUGCCAGGCAGGUGAGUGCCAGGCAGGCGCCCUGGGCAGCCCUGGCCCGUGCCCUGGCCGUGCUGGGCAGGCUCUGUGCAGAUGUUGGGCUGCGGGCACAGCUGGCUCAGAGCAGGGAGUGCUGGCAGGCCGGCCUGGAGCUGCUGGCUGGGUGCCCCGAUGCCAGCCCUGGGUACCAGCACUGUGUGUUUGCACUGCUGGGGCUGAUGAUGAACCUGCUGCUGGAAUCCAAUGGCACCAUCCAGGACUUUGCUGUGCCCAUCAGUGGCAGGUGCCUGGCUCUGCUCAGCCACCAGGACGGAAGGAUUGUCACAAGAGCCACAGGAGUGCUGAGCCGUGUCCUGCCUGCGUCUCCCUCAGCGGUGCAGGAGGUGGUGAGAGCAGGAGUGGUGAAGAAAAUGCUCAAAUUCUUGAAAGCUGGGGGACAGCUCACAUCCAGCUAUGCCAUAAAGACCCUUUCUGUCUGCACCAAGAGCAGCAGGAGAGCUCAGGAAGAGCUGCUGAAGGGGGACAAAAGGUUCCAGGUGCUGCUGGGGCUGCUGCACUCUGCGGAUGAGCUGACUGUGGGCAAUGCAGCUUUCUGCCUCAGCCAGUGCCUGCUGCUGCCCGGGGCUGCCUCGUCCCUGCUGGGCUCUGGGGUGGUGCAGCUGCUGCUCAGGCACGCUGGGGGUGACGCUGCCAGGAGCUCCGUGCAGCAGAACUCGGCCAUUGCCCUGGGCAGGCUCUGUGUGGCUGAGCCAAGGCACAUGCACCAGCUGAGGAAGCUCAAUGGCCUGGCCAUCCUGAACUCCUCCAUGAAAUACGUGCAGAGCAGCUGAGCUCCUCAGAGCCCUCCCCAGUGCCCUCCAUUCACUGCUCCUGAGUUUUCUUUGCUGUAAUAAAAUUCAUUCAAAGCAUA
Molecule: messenger RNA, 3100 nt
Organism: Zonotrichia leucophrys gambelii
Lineage: Eukaryota; Metazoa; Chordata; Aves; Passeriformes; Passerellidae
Gene: TTC12
Product: tetratricopeptide repeat domain 12
Exons: 21
Coding region: 876-3020 (714 amino acids)
Biological process (GO): axonemal dynein complex assembly; sperm axoneme assembly
Cellular component (GO): centrosome; cytoplasm
Molecular function (GO): protein binding
Source: RefSeq, a predicted model, not a curated record